This is a messenger RNA of Macroventuria anomochaeta, 767 nucleotides long. RefSeq lists its product as uncharacterized. The transcript has a single exon. The record is from RefSeq and is a predicted model, not a curated record. Lineage: Eukaryota; Fungi; Ascomycota; Dothideomycetes; Pleosporales; Didymellaceae. The annotation marks the transcript as partial.
GGCCCCACAUCUCCAACAGCUAUUUGCGAUCUAGGAGCCACCGUUCGCUACCGUUCUUCCCGCAGCUAAGUGUUGCGUGGGUCUUUCAGAAACGACCAUUCAGUUUAGUUGUUUGCGUGGUUAUCUUCUAGCUUGUAGAGCUUCAAUGGCGGUACGACGUCGCCUCUGCUUUCCUCCGGAUGCAGCAACAUAAGCUCACUAAGUUCUCUCUGCGCAAGUCGAACUUGGACAGCGACAAAGUCCCGCAAAUCGCCCAUGGCCAGGCUGGCAUCGUGGUACGUGACCUUUUGAAAAUCUUCAGACCAGAUCAUAAAGCUCAUUCCAGUCGUAUUACUUGCGACUCGCCUGGCGAACUGACGCAGUCUAUAAGCCCAAUCGAAGGGGCAGCGCGAGCCUUGGACAAGAAAUCGCUGCUGCAGAUCGUCGAGCAUGUCUGCUGGAUAGUCCCAUCUUCAGCUGCUACGACCGCUCGCUGGGUCACGAGCAUCUGUGCUUUCUUGAUAAAUUUUGAGAGCACUGGCGAAAAGCUGGCAGCAUUGUGGAAAGUCCCUGCAUCUUUCUCUUUUAUCGGUGCGUUCCGGGACGACCGGCCACCCCCAUUUGUCCACAACACUGAGUCAAUAUUCUUCCUUACUUACUUUACUUCACCACCACCCUAUAUAAUUACUAACCCAGCUUGGCAACAUUUGCAACUGCAUGCGCUAAACCAAUUGCUGUUGUCACUUUUUCGAUGCAACAUUGUGGUAUUGUUGCGCAGUGACUUGAGG